Cyphellophora attinorum is the source of this 3357-nucleotide messenger RNA. Its product is annotated as CaiB/baiF CoA-transferase family protein. The coding region runs from base 1 to 3357 and encodes 1118 amino acids. Gene Ontology annotation, molecular function: catalytic activity. NCBI's taxonomy places the organism in Eukaryota, Fungi, Ascomycota, Eurotiomycetes, Chaetothyriales, Cyphellophoraceae. The transcript has a single exon. The record is from RefSeq and is a predicted model, not a curated record.
AUGUCGGAGUUCAACAUCCUCACCCCCAAUGCCAUGCUCGGCUACGGCUUUAAGCUGGAGCAGUUCUGGUAUGGCAUCGAGAAAUACAAGCCAAAGGCCAUCAUUGUCGACAGCGGAUCAACCGAUGGCGGUCCGUACAAGCUAGGUCUGAACAAGAUGACGUGUGGUAAAGGGUCAUACGUUCGCGACUUGACGCCACUUCUGGAGGCCUGCUACCACAGGAAGAUCAAGGUUCUGAUCGGCUCUGUUGGUGGUGAUGGGAGUACCAAGCAUGUGGCCGAGAUGCUUGAGAUCGUGACCGAAAUCACGCGAAGCAAGGGAUUUGCGUUCAAAGUCGCGACCAUAGACGCGGGGAUUGACAGAGAUUUCGUCAAGAGUCGCAUCAGAGUUGGCCGAGUUGGACCAUGCGGACCCGUGGAAGACCUGAGCGAAGAAGCCGUGGACCGCGCAGUAGAUGUCGUCGCACAGAUGGGCGCGGAACCGUUCUUAGAAGCCCUCAAGGGCGACCCCGACAUCAUUCUUGGUGGUCGCGCAUACGACCCCGCGCCAUUUGCAGCGUUCAGCAUGUUCCAUGGCGUCCAACCCGCAAUCGGCUGGCACAUGGGGAAGAUCAUGGAAUGCGGCGGUAUCUGCGCUGUACCCAAAGGUCGGUCGAUGAUUGCGACUAUGCGAGCAGACUCAUUUGACCUGACUCCACUCGCGCCCAACGAGAGGUGCACGCCGCUUUCUGUGGCAUCCCAUACGCUAUACGAGAAGACUCGACCAGACAGAUUGCCAGGACCAGGUGGAAUCUUGAACCUCGACGGGGCAGAGUAUGUGCAGCUGACAGAAAAGACACUUCGAGUCAAGGGCGCCACAUUCGAGUCCAGUCCAGUCUAUCAGAUCAAGCUCGAAGGCGUCGAAAAGCUCGGCUAUCGAACCAUAUUCAUCGGUGGCAUCCGAGACCCAAUCUUGAUCUCGCAGAUCGACGACUUCCUUGAGGGUGUCAGGAAGUACACCCAAAACUUGUUUCCAGAACUUGACAAAUCUGAUCAGUGUCGACUCAUCUUCCACAUAUACGGCCGAGAUGCAGUGAUGGGCCCGCUGGAACCUGCUGCACGCGUGGGACACGAAAUCGGCGUCCUUGGAGAGGUUGUUGCAGAAUCGCAGGAGUUGUCUCACACAAUUGCCAACAAUGCUCGUGCGUCAAUCUUGCACAUGCCCUAUGAGGGCCAGAUUGCGACGACCGGUAACUUUGCCUCUCCGCUGUCACCGCAUGAGACCCAUGCUGGACCGGUUUUCAAGUUCAGCCUAUACCAUCUCGUUGAUCUCGAACCAGAAGAGGAACUGUCGCUGUUCCCAACCACCUAUCAUUCAAUCGGCGACAACACGAGCUCAGCGUCGUCGGCAGCUCCAUUCAUCGAAGAGUCCGCCAUAGCCGCAUUGGAGGCACAACCUCUGACCCCGCUGAGCUUCAAGACCGUGCCAAAGGAAGAGUGCGAUCUGGUUCAAGUCGCCAGAAUCAUUCGUUCCAAGAACAGUGGGCCAUUCGAGCUUACAAUCGACGUGAUGUGUGACACCAAAGACGCCUACGAAAGGCUCAAGGCUGCUGACAUCCUGAAUAAUGAAGCUAUACAGAAGCUGUAUCAUUUACGACCGGAAGACAUCAUCACGAACAUGUACUUCGCCCCUGCGCUUGCCUGGAAGUGCACUUUCAAACGGCCUUGGGCUCAGGGUAGUGUAGGGGAGCGCGACACUCUGGGUACACAGCAGCAUGCGCCUCUGCUUGGACUUCGGGUCCCGCCGAUGCGAAAGGGCAGUCCAGCAAAGCUCAACGGAACCAGCGUUUUAGGCGCUACCACCAAAGAGCCAUCGCUGAACGGUGUCCACAUGAAUGGGGUCAAUGGUAUGCACAAGACGAACGGCAGUGCCAACGGCGCGAUCUCCAACAGACAAUCAUUCACAGCCAUUGAUAGCCUGGAGUAUCUGUGGACAGAACUGGGACUACCGAAGUCCGCACUGCAAAGCGCUCAACUACCAGGUGAUGGACUCGGCUUACCUUCAUCUUUCAAGAUUGCCCACUUAGCCCAAGCCUCCAUUGGUCUGACAGCACUUCUGGCUGGGCUCCUUCAUUCUGUGCGUACGAACAGUCCGGUGCCAAAGAUCGCAGUACCACUGCUGCAUGCUGCGAUCGAAUUCAAGUCUGAGCGUCUGUACUCAAUCGACGGAAAGCCAGCGCCUUCACCCUGGGGCCCAAUAGGUGGUCUUCACACCACUGCUGACGGCUAUGUCCGCUUACAUGAUUCCUUCCCAAAUCAUCGCGACGGGGCCAAAGCUCUGCUCGGGUGCUCAGAUAAUGCCGAACGGAAGGACAUCGCAAAAGCUGCAAAGAAGUGGAAAGCAGUUGAUCUCGAGGCGACAGCAUUCGAAAGCGAGUUAGUCAUCUCUGCGCUUCGCUCCUACGAUGAAUGGGAUUGCUUGCCUCAGUCCAGGGCUAUUGCAGAUUUCCCUAUAUCGAUAAAGAAGAUCGCUGAUGGACCACCAACACUACCAGAAGGCUUCUCUGGAGGUGCAGAUAAGGCAUUGAGAGGACUCCGCGUAAUCGACAUGAGUCGUGUGAUUGCGGCUCCUCUCGCCGGCAAGACACUUGCUGUGCACGGCGCGGACGUACUAUGGAUCACUUCGCCGAAUCUGCCAGACCUACCAACAAUGGACAGAGACUUCGGCCGAGGGAAACGGACAGCUCAGGUGGACUUGCAAAGCAAGAGCCAAAGGUCGGCCUUGAAGUCACUGCUUCGCGAGGCCGAUGUCUUCAUCCAAGGGUACCGACCCGGCAGCUUGGCCAGCAAAGGCCUGUCUGCCAAGGAGCUCGCAUCUGACAAUUCUCACGGCAUCGUGGUGGCCAAUAUGUCAGCAUACGGGCCUACCGGACCCUGGAGCGGCAGGAGAGGUUUUGAUUCACUAGUGCAGACCUGCUCCGGUAUGAACGUCUCAGAGGCUGAACAUGCUGGUAAGGGCGAAGUCGCAAGGCCUACACCGUGCCAGGCGCUCGAUCACGCAGGAGGCUACUUCCUCGCCGCCGGUAUCAUGGCGGCAUUGUACAAGAAGGCUACCGAGGGUGGUUCUUACGAAGUACACGUCAGUCUUGCUGGGACUAUGAAGUAUCUCCGCAGUCUCGGACAGUUUCCUGGUGACUCGGGUUUCCAGUGCCAGGACUACGACUCUCCUUCGGAAGUCGCCGACGAGUUCAUGGAAACUCGUGAGUCUGGAUUCGGGCAGAUGAGGUCUGUGAAGCACUCGGCAUCUGUGGAGGGAGUCAAAGUUGGCUGGGACGUGAUGCCGAAGCCUUUAGGGUCAGACGAGCUAAGAUGGCUCUAG